Molecule: messenger RNA, 1330 nt
Organism: Pseudo-nitzschia multistriata
Lineage: Eukaryota; Bacillariophyta; Bacillariophyceae; Bacillariales; Bacillariaceae
Source: the annotation of a GenBank genome assembly
GAAACAACCCGAGCUGUUUCUUCGGUUCUUUUUAUCAGCAUGGCGGAUUAAUAAUCGUACCGUAGUGUCAUGCGUGAUCCAGAUAAGCGUCUUGGUACGAUCGAAAUCAUCCAUCGGCUGAGAAAAGCUCGAAGCUCACAACGAAUAAAUUUCCAUAAAGAAUAAUUUGCCAUAAAGAACACCACAAAAUAUUGAUUGCAACAAGACGAACGAAACCAACCAAGAGAUGACACUGGCGAUUCAAGUGAGUACGAAAACCGAAACCCCGGGAGAUAGCUAUGACGAAAGCAAACUCUUUAAUAGCUCGUGUCCUUCGAAGAGUGGUCAAGAAGAGAACAACAACGAAGUCUGCAAGUAUACGAAAGCAGAAUCAUCCAUUUCGCGUCUUCGCAAUACCACAGCUUCUGUCGCCGACGCCCUGCUAAAGCUCGGGGGCUCCCAAGAYGAUGUCGAACCGACUCUUUCUAAUCCUCUCAAGAGAAAGCGCUCUUUAUUUGUCCUCGGGGAGAGGAAGUUUACUACCUACGUCAAAGAUGCUGCCAGCACCGUGUCCGAAACGGAUACCGAAUCCACUGAUCACUUCUCGAAACGCUUCAGGAACGACGGGUGCGAACAGCGGCGUGCCCCAUCCGAUUUCAAGCUGAAUCUUCCUCUUUCACUAUCGAUUCCAAGAACAAAUGGAACCGGCAACGAAGUAGACGAUGCGCUUACUUUUUCAACAUCAGAAUUCCAGCUUCCGCUCCAAGAUUUCAAUGAACGAAAAUGUCCGGGAGAACUCGGGCCAAUCUCGUCUACCCUUCAGGAUUUUCGGCCCCUACGAGCCCGCCCACACAUGCCAACUUUUAUUGUCCCCGAACAUCCUCCUCCGCCACAGCAAAACUACUACUCGCCGCAACUAUUACCAAGUGAUAGUCCUAUGAUGACUUCCGUUGUUGCGGCAGACGAGGGAUGUUUCGUCUUGCAUUCCUACACCAUAGUUCCAAGGCAAAACCUACAUCCGACCCCACUUCCACUAAUGACGAAUGCUCCUUAUCCUUGUUAUAGGUAGCGAUAGAAAGUCGUUGUACAUAAGCAGCAGGACGAAUCAUCGAGGAAAGAAGAAUUUCCCCUUAUUCUUUGCGCUUUCUUCUAAGCAGACAUCGAACAAACAAGCUAUAACAAGCGAAGCUAAAAGCGCGAACGCAUCGUCCGAGAAGCAACUAUUCAAGUAUCCAAAAGAAGUUUUUUUUGCAUAGCAGAUUUUGAAAACAUUUUCACACAAUCUUUUUGAUGAACAAGAAACAAUAGUUUUUCACGAACUCCAUUUUCACAAUAAUAUAUAAUUUAUUAA